AUGAGGGCGUUUGGUACCACCGCCUGGAGACUUAGUCAAGGGGAAACGGAUCUCUCGCUUAGUCAAAAGUUACACGAGGAGAUAAACUUUGAGCUUCAGGCGGCAAAGGCUAAUGCAGAAGUUCCAGCUUUUUUAAAAGAAUUUCAAUCUAGUGGAAUUUGGAAGAUUGAAGACCUAGAGGGACAUGAUGAAGUUGCACUCGAGCGGACGUUCGGAAAUGAGACUAUUCGGGUAUUGUUCUCCAUCGCUGAUAUUGAUGCACCACAAGACCCGGCAUUCGAGGAUGCGGAGGGAGCUGAUGAGCAGGAUGCUCCGAUACCAAUGCCUCCUAUCCGUUGCUCUAUAAUCAUCACCAAGGGUUCAGAUCAAGGUGCACUUUCGAUUGAUGCAUUGGCGCAAGAUGGCGCGAUAGUUGUCGACAAUAUCUCCUUCUAUACAAAUGCAAAACUUGCGACAGAGUUGACCUCCGAGGCCGACUGGAAGCGCCGAGGUCUCUACAUCGGGCCUCAGUUCGAUCAUCUCGAUACGAAUGUCCAGGAGGAGUUCGAACGGUACCUUGAUGAAAGGGGCAUUGGUGGAGAUUUAGCACUUUUUGUGCCGGAUUAUGCCGAAUACAAAGAGCAAAAAGAAUAUGUCAAAUGGCUACAGAACGUCAAGUCGUUCAUCGACGUCUAA
This is a messenger RNA of Rhizoctonia solani, 675 nucleotides long. Its product is annotated as mitochondrial acidic protein mam33. NCBI's taxonomy places the organism in Eukaryota, Fungi, Basidiomycota, Agaricomycetes, Cantharellales, Ceratobasidiaceae. The transcript is spliced from 7 exons. Gene Ontology annotation, biological process: cytosolic ribosome assembly. The record is from RefSeq and is a predicted model, not a curated record. Gene Ontology annotation, cellular component: mitochondrial matrix. The coding region runs from base 1 to 675 and encodes 224 amino acids.